Messenger RNA from Penaeus vannamei (Pacific white shrimp), 864 nucleotides. The record is from RefSeq and is a predicted model, not a curated record. Lineage: Eukaryota; Metazoa; Arthropoda; Malacostraca; Decapoda; Penaeidae.
AUGUUGUCUUUUUUUUUAUUGUUAUCUUUUUUUUCAACAACAACAGCAAAAACAACAGCAGCAACAACAGUGUCAACAGCAAAAUGUAGAGUUCGAUUGUCUCCAGGUAGAGUCGUGUCUUCGUCACCUCACUUCUUCACUUCAGAGUGGUCUCUCUUCCCCAAGGACGCUACUGGGUUUCAUAGAUCUUCUCUGAUAAAGACAGGAAAACCUCCAUAUUAUCCACCAGACCAUAUAGUGCUAGACUCCCUCAGCCACAAGGCCGAGGCUCCUUGUACUCACGAAGCGAACGGAAAUAAGGAGACGAGAAAAAAGCCUUCGGGUCCGACCCCCUCAUCAUUCUGCGACCGGCGCUCAGAGACCGAAGAUGAUAUAGAGGAGACCGAAGAUGAUAAAGAGACCGAAGAUGAUCUAGAAGAGACCGAAGAUGAUCUAGAAGAGACCGAAGAUGAAGAGACCGAAGAUGAUAUAGAGGAGACCGAAGAUGAUAAAAAGACCGAUGAUGAUAAAGAGACCGAAGAUGAUCUAGAAGAGACCGAAGAUGAUAUAGAAGAGACCGAAGAUGAUAUAGAGGAGACCGAAGAUGAUAAAGAGACCGAUGAUGAUCUAGAAGAGACCGAAGAUGAUAUAGAGGAGACCGAAGAUGAUAAAGAGACCGAAGAUGAUAAAGAGACCGAAGAUGAUCUAGAAGAGACCGAAGAUGAUAUAGAGGAGACCGAAGAUGAUAAAAAGACCGAAGAUGAUAAAGAGACCGAAGAUGAUCUAGAAGAGACCGGAGAUGAUCUAGAAGAGACCGAAGAUGAUAUAGAGGAGACCGAAGAUGAUAAAGAGACCGAUGAUGAUCUAGAAGAGACCGAGAUUUAA